Sander lucioperca (pikeperch) is the source of this 4398-nucleotide messenger RNA. RefSeq names its product euchromatic histone-lysine N-methyltransferase 2 (gene ehmt2). The coding region runs from base 193 to 3819 and encodes 1208 amino acids. The transcript is spliced from 28 exons. Gene Ontology annotation, molecular function: histone methyltransferase activity; zinc ion binding; protein-lysine N-methyltransferase activity. Gene Ontology annotation, cellular component: nucleus. The record is from RefSeq and is a predicted model, not a curated record. NCBI's taxonomy places the organism in Eukaryota, Metazoa, Chordata, Actinopteri, Perciformes, Percidae.
CAAAACCCUGACCAAUCCCACUCCUCUUGCCUAAAUCUAAACAACAAAUGCAACGAAUACCAGCCAAUCAGAGGGAGAGUAGGGCGGGUCAUGCCUUCGUCAUCCUAGGAAACAAAAUUGGCACACGGGGGGCGGGGCUCUAUACGGUGACGCGGCACGUUUACUAUACGUCGUUGAUGCGCAUCGCGAAACAUGUCGGCAUCUGAGACAACGACGAAGGAGCCUCCUGAAGGAAAUGACUCAGAAACACCUGCAGAGUCAUUAGCUGGACCAAGUCAAGUAAAGAAAGAUAAUGCAGCCUUCACCACUGCUGUUGACAAGAAGACAGAGCCCAUGGGUGGCAUGCCAUCAAUGUUAUCUCUGCAGCCUGGGAAGGACGCUUCCAGAGCUGGAGAGGAGGGAGAGAAAUGGUCACCUGCAUCCUCUCCAAACAAACCUGCAUCAGGACAUGCAGCAAAGUCCCUUUUAUCAAUGUCCUCCUCUACUUCUACGUCUUCAACGUUGUCCCCUGGCCGAGCAAAGAUGAGUGUUUCUGGACCUGGCAGUAGUAAAUCCGUCCUGGCACCUGGCUCCUCCUCUUCCUCCUCUUCGUCCUCUUCGUCCUCUUCAUCCUCUGCCACAGCCUCCUCAUCUCCUUCUGUCUCCCCUGGCCCACCCAAGAUCCACCGGGCCCGCAAGACCAUGAACAGGCCUCCACUAGGGCAGAUAAGCCAUGUUGAAGCACCUAUUGCACCUUCAGGAUCCUCUGACUCUGAAACUGUUGCAAAAAGGAGAAAACUGGGUAUUUUAUCUGAUGGCACACUUGAGAAGUCAGAGAACGUUCCAGAAAAUGUUCAAACUGUGGAAGAAACGUUAUUUCAUAAAAAGAUGGAGUCUGUUACCAAGACUGCACCAGAGAAGAGCAACAGCAGUGUGGGGAGGUCAGAGGAGGAAGUAGCUGAGAAAAUUCCGAUUUCCAGUCGGUCCACGCGAAAUUCAGAAAAGUUUGAGGAUGGUGUGGCAGAAGCAAGGCAGCACACUAAAGACAUAGAGGGGUCAGUGAACAUGUCAGAUCAUGGUUCAGAGUCUGAAACAAAGAGAGCCGUCCAGAGUAGAAAUGAGAGCGAGAAGUCUUUGUGGCAGCAAACAGACCCGGACAAAGAGAGAAACACAGCUGAUGUGGUGGAGAUAGUGGGAGAAAGGUCCACUGAGUACACAGAGGUUCCCUUGGGUGCUCUGGACAUCGCUGCUGCCGACAGUCUGACACUUUCUCCUCAUCACGAAGGAAGUGAUGCAGGAGACACAGAGCGGCUGGAGGAGCUUCCCCUCUGCAGCUGCAGAAUGGAGGCUCCUCGAGUUGACAGCACCAGCCACCGCAUCAGCAGACAGUGUAUGGCCACUGAGAGCAUCAAUGGAGAGCUGAGGGCCUGUUCCAAUCGGACUAUAAAGGGGGAGACCAUGCGGCCAUCAAGUCGGGUGCCCCUUAUGGUGCUUUGUGAAGUCCAUCGCUCACACAUGGUCAAACACCACUGCUGUCCUGGGUGUGGAUACUUCUGCAUAGCGGGCACAUUUCUUGAGUGCUGCCCAGACCAGCGCAUCGCUCACCGUUUCCACCGAGGUUGUGUGACGGUGCUGGGCGCUGGGCGCAGCCGAUCAAAUGGCGGCGGUAUGCUUUUCUGUCCCCACUGUGGUGAAGAUGCCUCCGAGGCCCAGGAGGUUACCAUCCCCUCCUUCAGCUCAUCCACAGCCUCCGUGACCACCGUCGUUACCAUGUCGGCCUCCUCCACCACCACCCCAUCUCUGCCGCCAUCCGCUCUUACAGCACCCUCACUCACAGCCUCAACAGGAGGGAUGAAGGACGGGAAGAUGCCUGAGAGACCUGUCAGUGCACGUAUGCGUAGUCAUGGCUUAGUGACACCGGCAGUGGAGCAGCAGCCCCCGCAGCCUGUAGCCUCUGCAGCGACUGUGGCCACCAUCCCCCCAGCAGAGGAGGGGGUGGACAGCGUGGGGCCCUCUCUCUGUAUGCCAAAUGGGAAACCCAUCUGCCCUGGUGCACUUCCACCUGGGCCCAGCAGGGCGGCGCUGCAGAAGGCCAUUCUCACACAGGACACUGAGAGGAAGAAGAAACUGAGGUUCCACCCCCGCCAGCUUUACCCUGCUGCCAAGCAAGGCGAAGUACAGAGAGUCCUGCUCAUGCUGAUGGAGGGCAUAGAUCCAACAUACCAGCCUGACUCUCAGAACAGGCGCUCUGCUCUACAUGCUGCAGCCCAGAGAGGUCUGCUGGAAGUCUGCUACAUACUCGUACAGGCCGGUGCCCAAGUGGAUGCCUUGGACAAGGACAGAAGGACCCCUCUGUUGGAAGCAAUCAUCAACAAUCACAUUGAGGUGGCUCACUACCUGGUCCAGAACGGCGCCUGUGUCUAUCAUAGUGAGGAUGAUGGGUAUACUGGCCUCCACCACGCAGCCAAGCUGGGAAACCUGGAAAUUGUCAACAUGCUUCUGGAAACGGGUCAGGUUGAUGUGAACGCACAGGACAGCGGUGGUUGGACGCCGAUCAUCUGGUCCGCAGAGCACAAACACGUAGAGGUGAUAAAAGUGCUGCUGAACAGAGGAGCUGAUGUCACCAUUAAUGACAAGUCCCUACCCUCCUUUCAGGAGCUGAACGUGUGUCUCCACUGGGCGGCGUAUGCAGGGAAUGUGGAUAUAGCAGAGCUGGUGUUGAACUCUGGCUGUCCCCUUGCCUCGGUUAACAUGCACGGAGACACGCCGCUCCACAUCGCCGCCAGAGAGGGCUACUUGGAAUGUGUUACGUUGUUCCUCUCCAGAGGUGCAGACAUUGACAUCGUGAACAGGGAAGGAGAUACGCCUCUGAGCCUUGCACGGGCCGACACGCCGGUGUGGGUAGCACUCCAGAUCAACAGGAAGCUGAGAAGGGGAAUAACCAAUCGUAUGCUUCGGACUGAGAGAAUCAUCUGCAGUGAUGUUGCGCAGGGCUAUGAGAACGUACCGAUUCCCUGUGUGAAUGCAGUGGACGAUGAGGGUUGUCCUUCAGACUACAAAUACGUUUCAGAAAACUGUGAAACUUCAGCAAUGAACAUAGACCGCAAUAUUACACACUUACAGCACUGUAGCUGCACUGAUGACUGCUCAUCUAGUAACUGCCUCUGUGGACAGCUGAGUAUCCGCUGCUGGUACGACAAGGACCAGCGGCUGCUCCAGGAAUUCAACAAAAUUGAACCUCCACUUAUAUUUGAAUGCAACAUGGCGUGUUCCUGUUACCGAACGUGCAAAAACAGGGUGGUACAGGCAGGCAUCAAAGUUCGUCUUCAGCUCUACAGGACAGAGAAGAUGGGCUGGGGAGUUCGAGCUCUGCAGGAUAUUCCCCAGGGAAGCUUCAUCUGCGAAUAUGUUGGGGAGCUCAUCUCUGACGCAGAGGCAGAUGUUCGAGAAGACGACUCCUACCUGUUUGACCUGGACAACAAGGAUGGGGAGGUGUAUUGUAUCGAUGCCCGGUACUAUGGCAACAUCAGCCGCUUCAUCAACCACCUGUGCGACCCAAACCUCAUCCCAGUACGUGUGUUCAUGCUGCACCAGGACCUGAGAUUUCCCCGCAUCGCCUUCUUCAGCUCCAGAGACAUCCACAGUGGACAAGAGCUGGGAUUCGACUAUGGAGACCGCUUUUGGGACAUUAAGAGCAAGUAUUUCACCUGUCAGUGUGGAUCGGAAAAAUGCAAACACUCAGCCGAGGCCAUCGCCUUGGAGCAGAGUAGACUGGCUCGACUGGAUGUUUGCACAGAAUCGGGAACUGACUGUGGGAUGACCAUGCUUGGAAACUCUUAAAACACUUACCCAGGGGGCCUUUGGAUUAACCUCAUCCAUUUCACAUGUGCACAUUGGCAAAGGAAAUACACCUUGAGGGUUUUAUCAUGUUUGAAAUUCUGUGUUUGGUGCAUGGUGCUGUUUUUUCUACUUGAAAUGUCCUUUUUUUUCUCUAAAAUGUGCCACCUUAGGAGGAUCAUUUCCCAUCAGGUAGAGGACAUGGGCCUUAACAUAUUUUUAAACUGUGUGGGUAUAAAUCACAACAACUUGUGAUUCUGUACAUACCGUAUGUUUACUGUAUAUCACUGUCUGUUUGCCUUGACACAUGAAGUUUGUGCAUUAGGAGUCUGCCAUCAUGUAAUUGUCAUACAUAUGUAUUUUCUUUUUUGCCAACAAAUGUAAUGCAUUUUUGACACAGUACAGUAAUGGGUCAACCCUUAGCCCAUACUGGACUCAAUAAGGACCUGAGGCAUAGUGUUGGUUGUGGAUGAUUGUGUUAGCUUUAUUUUUUAUACGCAUUGUUUUCUUGAUCACAUUUAGUAUAAUAAAUUAGCUCAUGAGUUGAUCUUUGGGCUCUUGUAUUAAAGUGCUCAUAUUAUG